UCAGCAGUCAGUUGUUUGGGGUCACUUAAAUUUGUUCAAUUGAAAUCUUUUGCUUCCGCGGCCUAUAAUGUAUGCAACUUCGAUGGCAAAAUAUUUUCCAGUGUUUUUGUUGUUGUUUCCUUUUCCUGACAUUUGUAAUUCUCAUGAAUGUGGCCGUCGAACGUACACUCAGUUGCCCCUGAUCUAUGGAGGCAAGACUUCCAGUCCGGGAGAGUGGCCCUGGCAUGCAGCAAUUUACCAUUUGGGUACCAUUCGAUCUACUUCCAGCUAUCAGUGCGGGGGUACCUUGAUUAGUUCUGAGUUCGUUCUGACAGCCGCUCAUUGUACCUUUAGGAAUGGCAUUCCACUUCCAGCCAACCAUUUCAUUGUGAAACUGGGAUCUUACAAUUUGAACACUGAGGAAGAUCACCGGAGCGAAUAUGGGGUAGGGUUGGUAGAACGGCACUUCAAGUACAAUCCAUGGGCCCAUCAGUACGACGUGGCUUUACUACAAAUGGAAAACAAGGUGGAGUUUAGCAACUUCAUUCAGCCUGUGUGUUUGCCUGCUGAUGCAAAUGCUCAUCAGUUCUCGCAUGGAAACGUAGUUGGAUGGGGCUUUGGUGACCGAAACCAAAUGGAGACAGUUCUACAGAAAGCUAAUUUACACGUGGUGGACUAUGCCACUUGCUUGCGGAGUAAUGCAAUUCUAUUCAGUGUUUUGCUAUCAAAAGACUACAGCAAUUUCUGUGCUGGUAAUGAUAACAUGACUAAUGUUUGCGACGGCGAUAGCGGCGGUGGAUUGUUUAGUUUUAAUAAAAUAGACGGGGCCUGGUAUAUAAGAGGAGUCACCAAUGCAGGAGUGCGUGUGGAUCCGGCAUUGAACAUGCGUUGCAAUCCAAGACAGUUUACGGUAUUUUCCAAUGUAACCUAUUAUAUGAAUUGGAUUAGGUCAGUGCAAAAUCGGAGGGAGGCGAACCUGCUCGAUUUGAAGGAUUGUGGAGAAGAUGACCACGAUCCGAGCGUUCCCGAAAGUGAUAAGCCCAUGUUCCAGCAAUAUCCAUGGAUGGCGCUUCUUGAGCAUGGAAACAGCAAUUCCACAAAAAUCGAAACAGUGUGCAGCGGAGUACUUAUUCACUCGCAGUUUGUGCUCACAACCGGACAUUGCACGUGUGCAACAUGUAAUGGAAUAAAACCGAAAGCAGUUCGGAUUGGUGAUUAUGACCUUCUCAAAAAUCCCGAAACAGAUUUGGAUGGAAUAGAAGUUGAAGCGGAAUCGAUUCCAAUUUUGAAAAUCAUUCACCACCCGGAAAUGGACCUAUCCGUUUAUAGACACAACAUAGCCGUGAUCAAGCUCGCACGAGAACCUAAUUUUCGGUUGCCACAGCCGAUCAAGCCGAUAUGUCUUCCCACCACUCGAUCAUUCAGUGGAAAUAACUAUGUAGUAGGUUGGAGACGAGCUGGGAAAUCAAACGUUCUCGAGCGAGAAUCAGUCAUUCUGGAACACAUCAAGCAAUGCAAUAAUAUUUAUAGUGCCAUCAAAGUGAAUCUUGAUCCUGAAGAAAGUAUUAUAUGUGUAGAUAAUAAAAUUAAUAAUAAAAACUGUAUUAGUUAUAAGGCUGGAAGCGCAUUGCUAUACCAAGCUCAACUCGAUGGUAACAACCGAUACUACCUCAAAGGACUGCAUGUGCUUGGCUUACCGAGAUGUGGACCAAAAUCGAAAGACGUGUUCAUUGAUGUCAGUCAUUAUUUGGAAUGGAUUAAGCAAACCGUAGAUUUGGAAAUCGCCCGUAAAUAA
Molecule: messenger RNA, 1774 nt
Organism: Armigeres subalbatus
Lineage: Eukaryota; Metazoa; Arthropoda; Insecta; Diptera; Culicidae
Product: serine protease 40-like
Exons: 3
Coding region: 68-1774 (568 amino acids)
Biological process (GO): proteolysis
Molecular function (GO): serine-type endopeptidase activity
Source: RefSeq, a predicted model, not a curated record